AUGCACGGCUCCCUCCACCUCCGCCUCCUUCGCGCCAACCGCCUCCCCAAGUGCGAUCACUUCGGCCUCAGCGACCCCUACGUCAUGGUCCGCGUCGGCCACGUCCAGCGCCAGUCCAGCGUCGUCUACUGCUCCUUGGACCCGGUGUGGGGGGACGAGAUGACGUUCGAGGUAGACGGCAGGAUGGAGCGACUCGAGCUCCGCGUCUACGACUGGAACGUGGGGGUGGCGACGGACAAGCUUAUCGGCCUCGUUGAGAUCCCCUUGAAGGACGUCUGUAACCGGCAGGUGGAGAAAGAGAAGAACCUCAAGUACCUUCACCACGGCAACAGCUCGAGCAGGUAUGCGUCCUCGUGGGUGGACGCGGAGGACGAGAUGGAUGGAGGAGAGCAGCUGCUGCUGCUGGACCUCCGCUUCAAGAACCUCUUCCAGGAUAUGCUCAGAUCGCAGGAGAACAAUCAAUGGACCCCCAUCAGAUCGACCAGCAUCGUCGUGGGCGGCACCUCCGCCGAGUUCCAGGCGGUCAAGAUCGACCUCAACGACCUUGAUGGGCAGCUGCAGAUCCCGCUGCUGUUCGAACUGGAAGAGAUUGAGCAGAAGAAGAACAAGCAGAAUAUUUACAUGGUCGGAAAAGUCGUCUUGAGCCCCAUCCAGAUCGAGAGUCUCUUCCGAUCCAAGACUUCUACCAAGCUCAAGGUUAGACUUUGA
Molecule: messenger RNA, 708 nt
Organism: Guillardia theta CCMP2712
Lineage: Eukaryota; Cryptophyceae; Pyrenomonadales; Geminigeraceae
Exons: 5
Coding region: 1-708 (235 amino acids)
Source: RefSeq, a predicted model, not a curated record